CUGCACUGACCUGCGGGGAUUUCAAAUUUGACAGUCCCUCGGGCCGGAGUCGAGAGACGAUGUACCUGUGGGAAUGUUGAAGGCAGGAAGGAGAUAAAGCAUUUUUAUUUUAAAGUAACUUCUCACUGGUAUUCCCCCUACCCCACCUCCCACCCCCCGCUUCAUUGAGAAGUUCAAGAUUUUUCUAAUGGCGUCAAGAUUCCGCUUUGUCGAGGGUGUAGUUUAUUACUCUUCAUUAGUAUUUCUGCCCUUCACCUCUUAAAUGGAAAAUCAACAAUUAGUCGGGGUGUGAUCUACUCUGGGUUCAACUUAUAUACUUCAGUUUGUAAGCCAUGUGUUGUGGUUUUAUUCGCUGGAAUCUCCUGACUGUAGGACAGAUGUAACUGGAAUUACACAUCGGCUCAAAGAGCUCUUCGUUAUACAAACCAUUCAGAUGUAUGGCAUAUUUGAUUUAAUUGUAUCUAAGUUGUGUCCCUUUUGUUCUUGAACUGUUGAGCCCCAUUCUCAGAGAAUAUAGGGAACUGAGAAGUUGAAGCUAAGAUUAAAAAAAAUGUUUAUUUCUUUGUGGGAGUUCUUCUAUGGGCACUUUUUUCGCUUUUGGAUGAAAUGGCUCUUACGACAGAUGACUGGAAAAUGUGAAUUGCAGCGAAUUUUUGAUACCUAUGUAGGUGCACAAAGGACACACAGGAUAGAAAAUUCCUUGACAUACUCCAAGAAUAAGGUUUUGCAGAAAGCGACUCUUGUUGUCCAGAGUGAAGUGGACAAAUGUGUAGAGGAUAUAAUGAAGGAAAAGAAUAUUAACCCUGAGAAGGAUACCAGUUUUAAAAUCUGUAUGAAGGCAUGCUUACUGCAGAUAUCGGGUUAUAAACAGCUCUAUUUGGAUGUAGAAAGUGUGAGGAAAAGGCCGUAUGACUCUGAUAACCUCCAACAUGAAAAGUUGCUUCUCAAGCUUUGGAAUCUUCUAAUGCCCACGAAAAAGCUGAAGGCUAGAAUCUCCAAGCAGUGGGCUGAUAUUGGUUUCCAGGGUGAUGAUCCCAAAACAGACUUCAGAGGCAUGGGGAUACUUGGAUUAAUCAACCUUGUGUAUUUCAGUGAAAAUUAUACCAGUGAAGCUCACCAGAUUCUUUCCCGUUCAAAUCAUCCCAAAUUAGGGUACUCUUAUGCAAUAGUUGGAAUCAACCUUACCGAGAUGGCUUAUAGCUUGCUGAAGAGUGAAGCUUUGAAGUUUCAUCUCUACAACUUUGUUCCUGGUAUACCAACGAUGGAACACUUUCAUCAGUUUUAUUGUUACCUUGUCUAUGAAUUUGACAAGUUUUGGUUUGAAGAAAAGCCAGAAAGCAUUAUGUAUUUCAACAUGUAUAGAGAGAAGUUUCAUGAAAAGAUUAAAGGACUCUUACUGGAUUCAUUCAGUGAAAUUGAACUUGGUCAAAGAUUGCUCAAAGGAGCAGCAUUACACGAGUGAAAAGUGGAAUGCUCAUUGCCAGAGCAGGAAAUAUUACACACUAUCAUGGCACAGAAGAGAAGAGGUUUGGCUUGGAGAGCAAUAAUGGUUAUUAUCUUCCUUGAAGUAAGGAUUGGGGGCCAAGAGCUAUUUUCUCAGGAUAAACGGUCCACUCAACUUCUCUAUGAAUAAGUCUGGGGAGGCUUACUUUCCAUUUUCACAUUUAGGAACCUCUCCACACAGGCAGAUUGUUAACGAAGAUUAAUGGACUUUAAACAUCUGAGAGAAAUCAUGACUGAGCUUGUUUUGUUUUGUUUUGUUUUGUUUUCUGGCUUCAGCUUUUGACAAGAAAAAAAAUUAAAUGUACUUCAGCUAAGACCCAACUCUUAUAGGGGAAUUCUUUUUUUUUUUUUUCUCCCCAAUUAUAGGGCAGUUUUGUGUUUCUGUUAAUGUAUUCAAAAAAUGAGCAGCGGCUUUCCCUGGGGGAAAAAGUGCUGGUUGGAAACGUAAAGAAAUAGAUUUUUGUCUACUUUGGAUAAAACAAUUAACUUCUUAUGUAAAAGCAAUAGUUGAAAUGUGAUGUUAUUUUGUUCGGAAUGUUGUGAACAAAUUAAAAAAAAGUGUCACAAUUGU
Messenger RNA from Lutra lutra (Eurasian river otter), 2074 nucleotides. It is a transcript of the gene ELMOD2, whose product is annotated as ELMO domain containing 2. The record is from RefSeq and is a predicted model, not a curated record. Gene Ontology annotation, cellular component: membrane. The coding region runs from base 551 to 1462 and encodes 303 amino acids. The transcript is spliced from 10 exons. Gene Ontology annotation, molecular function: GTPase activator activity. NCBI's taxonomy places the organism in Eukaryota, Metazoa, Chordata, Mammalia, Carnivora, Mustelidae.